UUAUGGUAAACGCUCAGGAAUGGUUGGAUGAAAAAUAUCCGAAUAAGGAAGGAGUUAAGGUAAUUAAUGGAUAUAGAAAAGAACUCACGGGCAAACUAACUAUUGCCGAUUUUCCCCAGUUAGAGAAAAUAAAUGUAUAUGAAAAUCAAUUAACCCAACUCCACCUAAACAAUUGCCCGCAAUUAACUUAUUUAGAUUGUG
Molecule: messenger RNA, 201 nt
Organism: Racocetra fulgida
Lineage: Eukaryota; Fungi; Glomeromycota; Glomeromycetes; Diversisporales; Gigasporaceae
Source: the annotation of a GenBank genome assembly